Messenger RNA from Strongylocentrotus purpuratus (purple sea urchin), 4218 nucleotides. RefSeq lists its product as uncharacterized. NCBI's taxonomy places the organism in Eukaryota, Metazoa, Echinodermata, Echinoidea, Camarodonta, Strongylocentrotidae. Gene Ontology annotation, molecular function: protein binding. The coding region runs from base 441 to 2924 and encodes 827 amino acids. Gene Ontology annotation, biological process: signal transduction. The transcript is spliced from 5 exons. The record is from RefSeq and is a predicted model, not a curated record.
GUGCUUAUUUUGCAUUUUCUAAACUUGAUAAGAGGACAGUAUAGACAGAACGGGAUGUGGCUUUGCUGGUGUGGGAAAAAAUAGACCAACUUCGGUUUCCAAGCGUUUGCAAAACUGGUGCAUUAAUUGUUCUAAAAAUAGAUUUAUUUCGUUAUCCCGGAUUUCCCCGUUUCCCCCUCCAUGUUUUGCACAGAUCGCAGUCGGCGCUCAUGAUGCAUUCGCAACAUACGCGUACGCAGACCGCACGUAUUUGUGCGUGUGCGCCCGGAUAUCGAUGACCCGAUGAGAGUUUCGUAUUUUGUGGUUAUUGACCACUAAUAUUCCCCCUUUCUCUUGGGAUUUGUGGGUGAUUCGGCCGUUUGCUGCUGACCAGCCUUCAAAAGGUCACUAUUGUUAGACACAAGAUCUUACCAUGUACAGGCUUCACCUAAGGUUCAAAGAUGUCUCAAGCUAACCCCGCCCCAAGUCAGCCCGACCCUUUGCCUUCAACGAGUGUCAACCCCAAGGGAAAGGCAUCAACCUUAGAGAUGGUUACCCAGGAUAAACAGUUCCAGAGUCUGCGAUCUCGGGAUGGUAAAGUGGACUGUCAGAAUCAGGGUGAAGCAAACGUGGUCGUAGGAGAAGAAAUGAGCACUAAGGGCACUUUACUAUCUCAAGAUGUGAGAGCGGAUGGAUGGUGCCCUGAAGGAAAUAGUGUAGUAUCUGUAGGAGAUGGACUCGAACACCCUGGAGAUGAGGCUUCACGUGUUAGCAUAAGUGGCAGUUUGCGAUCUGGAAAUUUUGACAGAAACCCAAGAAACAUUGCCGAUUGCAAGCAUGGAGACAUACAAGAUUUGGAAGAGGUCCAAGAAAAUUUGAGAGACACUCAUAUACGUGAAAACAGGAGCAGAGAACCAGCUGCUGGUGAACCAGUAAUUAGAAAGGAAGAUGAUCAACAAGAUUGCCAGACAAAAGAAGGACAUUGUAAAAGAGUAAAUGUUGGUGUUUCCGAAAGGUCUGGUCAGAGUCCAACUGCAGCAGGUGAACAAAAACCAGCUGUAGCAGUUCCACCCAAUGAAAACAUAAGAAUAGGAGAUGGUGGAGGAGAAAAAGGAGGAGGAAAGGGAGGAGGAGGAGGAGAUUCUAAAAAGGAACCGGAAGCAUCAAUGUUUCCAAUGCAAUCAAGCGAUGAUGGGCAACAAAUAUUCUCUCAAGAAAACUCGAACAAGCAAUCCUCAGACAAUGCCCGCAGUUUACAUUCGUCUCAAAGCGAUCCAAGCAUGGCCACACCCCGGGAUUCUCCCCCAUCUUCCUUGAAAGUCUCCCGCAGUCAAUCCCUCCAGAACAGCCGCAAGAAUGAACACUACGACCUGCUGCUGAUAUACACGAAGGAAGACGAAAGCACCUGUGCCAACAAAUUCAGAGAAUACGCUGCCAGUAAAGACUGGAUAGUUACGUCUCUGGCUGAGCUUCCGAUCGGUACCCUGUCUCUCAAAAACUUCCGCAAAGCCAUGGAGUGUUGCUCCUACGUCGUCCUCUUGAUAUCCUCCCAUUUCACAUCGGACAAGACCUGCGAACGCCAUUACAACACUGCCAUCCAGUACGGAGAUACACACACAGAGUUUGCCGAUUGUGUUCUGCCGAUCAUAUUCGACAGUGCCGAGCUUCCCCCGGAACUGGAUGCCAUUCAGCAUGUCGAGUGGGGUGGUCAAUUCUUUGACAAUGUCAUGACGAGGUCGGUUGAUGUUCAGAAGCGCCUGGACAGGGAGCUUCGGGAAGCUGCAGCAGCUAGAUCAUCGACACCAAGCAGAGCCAUGUCUGUAGAUGCAGGCAUACCUACCACAAGUUCCUAUCAGAUGGCCUCGACCCCACCAACCCUUAGCACAGUUCCAGCAAGAAUGCCUAUGCAUGAGACUGAGUCAUAUCAAACCGGUGCUGCUGCACAGCAACCUCCUGUACAGAGGGUGCCAGAACAAGAGGCAUGUUUGAUGCCUUCUGACAACCAGUCACCAGUCUUGCCACCCAUCCCUGUUGCUGGAACGUCUGAUGUGGGUGUCACACAAAUAUCUCUCCCAGGUGCUGCUGCUACCACUGCAGGAAAGCAGGUACAGCAUGCUGCAACACGUGGCACCCAUCUCAUAACAGCCCCUGGGGCUGGGUACCACACUCCUCACAUGGUUGAUCACAGUGGCAUGCCACCACAUCAGUCUCUGGCCCCAACAACCUCCCAACCACAUGCAGCAUACCGGCAACAAGUGAGUUUACCAGCAAUGCAAUACCAACCAUCGCAGCAUCCGGAAGGUGUUGCUGGUAUGUCUCAGCUCAGUGGUAGUGCAAUAGCACAACACGGCUCUCACAUCGUCCCAGCCCAGUCACUCACCAAUCCACUCCCUGCAACUUUACAACCACAUUCGAUUUACCAGCAACAGUCCAGUGUGGCAGCAAUGCAAUAUCAACCUUUGCAGUAUCCAGAUGCAGGUGGCUAUGGUUUACAGCAUCCCAUUUCAAUGGCUGCACCAUCCGGCUUCCCACAAUUUCAACGUACAAUCUCUCAUCCUGCACAGGAUUACGAGAACUUGAGUUGUGAACAGAUCCUGCAGUCGCUGUCCCCAGAGUUAAACCCCGGACAAGCCGCCAGCCAGAUGCUCUCAGUGACUCGAUUCAUAAAGAUCUGCGAGCUCCUGGACCCUUUCGACGUCAGGGGGAACGACUGGAGAUUUCUUGCGGAGAUCCUGGAUCUGAGCACCUCCCACAUCAGGUACUUGGAGGAGAACCGCACGGGGGUGACGAGGAAACUUUUGGAAGUGUUCUUCUUGAAGAAUGGGACGAAAGGUAAGAUAGAAGUGCUGGAGAAGCUUCUGACAAUACUGAAGACGAUGGAGAGACAUGACGCAGCCGAGCACGUAGAUAGGGAGAUCAAAAUUGCCAAAUGUAAAGGAAGGUAGUGAUGCCUGUAUUAGAAUGUCAUUGUGUGUGUUAUAGACUCCAGCUGCAAAAUUAAACUGGGAAAAUUAUAUAGGUAACAGUGGAAUAUAUGAGAAGGGUAGAAAUCUAUUCAAACAUUAUCAUUGUUUGUAGUUAUGACAUGAAAAAUAACUAUUUUAGUAACUUUAAGAGACAAUGCAGUUUUUAUGUUCAUGUACUAAAGGUUCCUUAGAAAGACGAAAACAUUCUGUCUCUUAAACUUGUCAAAUUCGCAAGUUGUGUUCUGCAUUACUCAAAAAAGUGUUUUGAUGGAGUUGCAUCCUUUACCCUUUCAUGUAUUCCAUCGUUUUCUGGUAUAAGUGAUCAAUGAUUGGUACUCUACCAUGUGCAUUUUAUAAUAAUAGUUGGAAUAUUUUCUAUACGUGAGAUUUUUUUUUUGUCUCCAGGGAAUUCCAUAUUUUGUGGUCGUGUGCCUACAUCUUAGCUACUGAUCACUUACGGUAGGUAAAGAUGUUUACCAGAAAGAAAAAAAUUAGUAGUCCCGGUCACAUCAAGUAAUAUGCUCUUUCUGAAUGAAUGAAUUGAAUAGAAAUAAGCCCAUGAUGCUGUAUCGCAAUUACCUUGGGAUACGACAUCGGCCUAUUUUCCAUUUUCAGUUAAACCUGUAAAUAAAGAUGGCUCAAGGGAGACAUAACAAGUAGUUUGUCUUUAUCAACAGGUUAAGUUUUUAAAGGUUUUAGUGAGAUGCACUGUUAAUGUGUUUAAUUUUGAAUUUUUGACUGUUUUUACUUUCUCUGGGAGGUUCAAGUGAGCAAACUUGAUUGAUAGAAGAAUUUUGUCAAGCUUAUUUUACUCUGCAAGUAAUAUAAACUUAACCUUAGGAUUUUAUUUAAGAACUAGUAAACACGGUAUAAAAGAGUAACCAAGUUUGGAAAUUUUGCAUUAAUAAUCUUUGCUAAAUUGCCUUCUAUCAUUCUAUAUUUUCAUCAUUCUCAUCAUUAAAUGUACCGCAGCUGUAGAUAAAUUGGGAUAUAGAUCUAGGCAGAUUCAUGAAUGUAAUUGCAGUCCGAAAUCUGCCUAGGUCUAUUAAAAUGGCAAUUGCAGUCAGAAAUGCACCAUCAUAGAAGGUAAUGGUUUAUUUGUUAAUUGUAGGAAAUGGUCGUUGCUAUAGAGCCUAUGAUCAACUUGUGUCAGAUGCCAUCUGCUGGAGGCUGCCCUGCCCCCCCCCCCCCCUCCCCCCAAAAAGGGCUGACACCCCCACAAUUCCAUGGAUAAUGAUGCCUGUAAUCUUAAUCGGGGGGGGGGGGGGUGUUU